AUGAAGGCGGCCAGGGCCAGGACGCCGCGGCGGCCGGCCGCGAAGAAGCCGUCCAACCCCACGCUGAAGGAUCCCGUGGGGGUGUACUGCAGGGUGCGGCCCCUCAGCCGCCCGGACCUGGAGUGCUGCAUCGAGGUGAUCAACGAGACCACGGUGCAGAUCCACCCGCCCGAGGGAUACAGGAUAUUCCGCAACGGGGAGUACCGGGAGACGCAGUAUUCGUUCAAGGAAGUGUUUGGCACCCUUGUUGCUCAGAAGCAGCUUUUUGAUGUGGUGGCCAAACCUCUGGUGGAAGAUCUCAUUCGGGGGAAAAAUGGUCUCCUCUUCACAUAUGGUGUGACAGGCAGUGGGAAGACACACACCAUGACUGGAUCUCCUGGGGAUGGAGGACUUCUCCCCCGCUGCUUGGAUAUGAUCUUCAACAGCAUAGGACCCUUCCAGGCCAAGCGGUUUGUUUUUAAGCUGGAUGACAAGAAUGGUGUGGAUGUUCAGUGUGAAGUGGAUGCUCUGUUAGAGCGCCAGAAGAGAGAUGCCAUGCCUGUUCCAAAAACUCCAUCUGGCAAGCGACAAAUUGACCCUGAGUUUGCUGACAUGAUCAAUGUGCAGGAUCACUGCAAGGUGGAAGAAGUUGAUGAGGACAAUGUCUACAGUGUCUUCGUCUCCUAUAUCGAGAUCUACAACAACUACAUAUAUGACCUCUUGGAGGAAGCUCCCUUUGAGCCUAUAAAACCAAAGUGGAACAAUUGCAACACUCCUGUGCGAAAUGGUGACUUUAUACCCCCACAGUCCAAACUGCUCCGUGAGGACCAGAAUCACAACAUGUAUGUCACGGGGUGCACAGAAGUCGAGGUGAAAUCUACAGAAGAAGCUUUUGAAGUCUUCUGGAGAGGCCAGAAGAAGCGGCGCAUCGCCAACACGCAGCUGAACCGCGAGUCCAGUCGCUCCCACAGUGUUUUCAUCAUAAAGUUGGCCCAGGCCCCCCUGGAUGCAGAUGGAGAUAAUGUGCUCCAGGAGAAGGAGCAGAUCACACUGAGCCAGCUCUCCUUGGUUGAUCUGGCUGGGAGUGAAAGAACUAAUAGAACAAAAGCUGAGGGGAACAGGCUGAGAGAAGCAGGUAAUAUUAAUCAGUCACUAAUGACAUUAAGAACAUGUAUUGAAGUUCUACGAGAAAACCAGAUGUAUGGAACAAAUAAGAUGGUUCCCUACAGAGAUUCUAAACUGACUCAUCUCUUCAAGAACUAUUUUGAUGGUGAAGGAAAAGUGCGUAUGAUUGUGUGUGUUAAUCCUAAGGCUGAGGACUAUGAGGAAAGCCUGCAAGUCAUGCGCUUUGCAGAGAUGACCCAGGAGGUGGAGGUUGCCAGGCCUGUGGACAGGCCCCUCUGUGGCCUCACACCAGGCCGGCGCUUCAGGAACCAGCAACCUGGUCCAGUGGGAGAAGAGCAAUCUGAUACAGAAGUGCUUUUGCAGCCCUUUCCUCCACUGCCUUCCUGUGAGCUAUUGGAUGCUCAUGAUGAUCAAACACUUCCAAAGCUUAUUGAAGUCCUGGAAAAACGCCAUAAACUGCGACAAAUGUUGUCAGAGGAGCUUGCCAAAAAGGCGCUUUCGUUUAAAACCAAGCUGCAAGAAUUUGACUCCAGUGUUACAUCCAAGGAAAACUAUAUUCAAGGGAAACUGUGUGAAAAAGAGAAAACAAUAGCAGGGCAGAAAAUGGAGCUGGAACGCCUGGAGAAGAAAGUUAAAACUUUGGAAUACAAGAUUGAGAUUUUAGAGAAAACUGCAACCAUUUAUGAAGAAGACAAGCGAAAUCUUCAGCAAGAACUGGAAAGCCAGAGCCAGAAACUGCAGCGUCAGGCUUCUGACAAGCGAAGGCUGGAGGCCCGGCUGCAAGGCAUGGUGGCAGAAACCACCAUGAAAUGGGAGAAGGAGUGUGAGCGACGUGUAGCAGCAAAGCAGCUGGAGAUGCAGAACAAACUUUGGGUCAAAGAUGAAAAACUGAAGCAACUGAAGGCCAUUGUUACUGAACCAAAGAAUGAAAAGCCAGAGAGGCCCUCACGGGAGAGAGACAGAGAGAAGCCUGUUCAGAGACCAAUGUCUCCUUCACCAGUACCUCCUCCUAGUAACUGUAUUGCUCAGGUCCAGCAGCUUGUGAGCAACCCGCAGGGACACAGACGUUCUAAUUCUUGUAGCAGCAUUUCUGUGGCAUCCAGUGUUAUGGAAUGGGAGCAGAAAACCCCUUGGCACAAGCAGACCAGUGGCACUUCUCAUGCAAGGAUUAGACAACAUGAAGCAGAACAAAGUAGAGACUGUAAGACCUCAGACAGAAGGCGAGGGAUGUGCUGGACUGGAAUCGUUGAGGUUCCCAGGCAUAGAGAUGAGCUAGAACUAGAAGAGGAUCAAUGCUGCAGGAUUUGCUGUGUGCUGAUUUCUCCUGAUUCUCUCCGCCCCGCUCAGAACGCGCCUCCCGUUCGCCUCAGACACAGACGGUCGCGCUCGGCUGGGGAGCGAUGGGUGGAUCACAAACCACCCUCUAACCUGCCCACUGACACAGUCCUGCAGCCCCUCGUCCCUCAUGCCAUCACAGUAGCAGCUGCCAGUGAAAAGGCACUGGCCAAGUGUGACAAGUACAUGCUGACGCACCAGGAGCUGGCCUCUGAUGGGGAGAUUGAGACCAAACUCAUCAAGGGGGAUGUUUUCAAAACCAGGGGUGGUGGACAGGCUGUGCAGUUCACAGAGAUAGAGACCCUGAAGCAAGAAUCUCCAACUGGUCGAAAGCGAAGAUCUUCCCCUUCCCAUCCUGAGCCACCUGAAGAUGCUGCAGACUCGGAAUGGACUGAUGUAGAAACCAGAUGUUCUGUGGCAGUGGAGAUGAGGGCAGGAUCAGCUCUUGGACCUGGGUAUCAGCAUCAUGCUCAGCCCAAGCGAAGAAAACCAUGAGCCUCCUGUGCUGCUGUGCUGGGAUCCUCUGGGUUUGAUCAGACUGAUGUAUUAUCUGCUGCCAGUGAUAAGCUUGAUCAACUGCUCUGUUAUCCCUACAGGCUUAUCUUUUUAUGGUGCCCUGUGCUAGGCAGGGGUUACAUGGGAGACACUUGUUCCAAUCCCAAAGAAGUGUGGGUGUGAAUGUUUCAGUAGAUCCUGGAGGGUUCUGCCAUUGUGUCAUCUGGACUUGUGAAGAACACCUUCUGCCUGGGGUGUAUGGAAUCCCCUGUUGUUAAGCUGUAUCUUUAUAAACUAAAGACACGAGGCUUUUGCCUUGCAUUUUUUUUCAGCUUUUUCUUUUUAUAGUGCAAAAAACUUCUGGUCUCUGUCCCUUCCUCGUCAGGGCCUCUGUUUUGAAGAGGCAUAAAUGCUGCUAUUUAUUUAGAUGCAGUAACGCACUUUAAGAGUGUUCCCAUGCCAUUUAAUAUUUUAUUAUAACUAGCAACAGCUUGGAGAUAUGGAUUUCCUCUUGGAAGAAUUACCUUUGACUAUUUAAUAUGCAAAUCAGCUUCUGAAAACAAUUUUGACCUUCAAACCUUCAUAGUAAUGAAGCGAAAAUACUGAUAGGAUGAGUAACGGUGGCUUGACAUCAGACCUACUUUAUUGUGUAGUGCAAGUAAAUAAUUAAAUGUUUUACAUGUGUAGAUAGGAGGUAAAAGGGUAAUUUGGUCACAGAUAU
Apus apus (common swift) is the source of this 3655-nucleotide messenger RNA. It is a transcript of the gene KIF23, whose product is annotated as kinesin family member 23. The record is from RefSeq and is a predicted model, not a curated record. NCBI's taxonomy places the organism in Eukaryota, Metazoa, Chordata, Aves, Apodiformes, Apodidae. Gene Ontology annotation, biological process: microtubule-based movement. The transcript is spliced from 25 exons. Gene Ontology annotation, cellular component: microtubule; kinesin complex; nucleus. The coding region runs from base 1 to 2934 and encodes 977 amino acids. Gene Ontology annotation, molecular function: microtubule binding; microtubule motor activity; ATP binding.